CCUUCCCUUAAAACUGGAGAAAGGAGAAAUCCUGUUGUAAAGUGAUGUCGCAUCACACCUAUUUCCCGGCCAACGAGGAGCCAGUUUUUCCCUCAGCAGAGGCGUAUGACUGUCCUUGUUGUCCCUUUUGGACAAGACAACAUCACACUAUAGUUUACCAUCUCAGAAACCAUUUAGAUGCGGCAGUCCGCCAUGGAGAAUACCGUAUCUGCAAAUGCAGCUUCAAAUGCAGAGAUGCUCACCAUUUCCACUGCCUCACCUGUGACACAACCAUCAUAAGGAGAAAUCAUUUCAUUGCUCACUUAAAAGUCUGUACUGUAAGAUCUGUUCCCAAGAGGCAAAAAGCAGCCAGUGUUACCCAGAGCCCCGUAGCAGCCAGUGUUACCCAGAGCCCCGUAGCAGCCAGUGUUACCCAGAGCCCUGUAGCAGCCAGUGUUACCCAGAGCCCCGCAGCAGCCAGUGUUACCCAGAGCCCCGCAGCAGCCAGUGUUACCCAGAGCCCCGUAGUAGCCAGUGUUACUCAGAGCUCAGCCACUGUUACUCAGAUCCCCGUAGCAGCCCCAGCCCCCGCUGCUCAGCCACAAAUGCAUGUGCAUAGACAACAGCAGGUUAAGAUUAAGUGUGUACACUGUGGCCUUACACUCAACAGAUGCAAUUUGAGGGUGCAUAUUAAGCGGAAACACUCUGGGAAAAAAGACAUCACAGAUGAAGCAGCCACCGUUACUGAGAGCCCCGUAGCAGCCACUGUUACUGAGAGCCCCGUAGCAGCCACUGUUACUGAGAGCCUCGUAGGAGCCACUAUUACUGAGAGCCCCGUAGCAGCCACUGUUACUGAGAGCCUCGUAGGAGCCACUGUUACUGAGAGCCCCGUAGGAGCCACUAUUACUGAGAGCCCCGUAGCAGCCACUGUUACUGAGAGCCUCGUAGGAGCCACUAUUACUGAGAGCCCCGUAGCAGCCCCAGCCCCCGCUGCUCAGCCACAAAUGCAUGUGCAUGGACAACAGCAGGUUAAGAUCAAGUGUGUACACUGUGGCCUUAAACUCAACAGACGCAAUUUGAGGGUGCAUAUUAAGCGGAAACACUCUGGGAAAAAAGACAUCACUGCUGAACGCCAUUUAAGCUGUCAGUGUAUUGACCCCCAAAAUGGUAUUUUUGCUGUUAAAAAAACAUUCACUGGUCCAAUUCAUGUCAUCAAAAAAACAUCUGGCACAAACCUACAAGUUAGGUGUGAAAUGGACUUGUGCAAGGCCAAUGCUGAGUUGGCUGAAAGAAGCAAUUGUUUGGCAUUUGAAUGUGAUCACCUGCGGUCACUCACGUACCACUUGGUGGUGGAGAGAUGUACACUGAACAUGUGAGAGGCCAUUCAGAACAACCACCAGGAUCAUCCACUUCAUAACAUCUUUAUGGAUCAAGAAAAAAAGGCAGUGGUGGACAUCUCCCCUUUCUUCACUGCAGGAUGGAUAAUAAUUGUACUUUUUUUUUUUUUUUUACAGGGAAAUAGCUUGGUCUGAAUCAAUGCUGCACCCAUAUUAUAUAUGUGUGUGUAUUUUUUUAUUUUUUUUGCCUGACCUACUGCUAACAGAUUUCAUAGUUUGAUCUGAAGUGUGUUUAUUGUUGCGAAAUAAUAGAAACAUUUCUUUUGGUAAUUAUUUGCAUUAUUUGCUAUCACUGGCUUUUUUCAAUCAUCUAUCAUUAUGAUAUUCCAUGAAAAGGGUUGCACUUUUUUACUUACUUAACCAGUCAACUGAGAACCACUGCCCUUGAUUACCUGGACAAGUCCCAAAAUACACUACACACAAACGGGCACAUACGGUAACAAAGGCUAUGACACAUCAAUACAGGACAUGACGCUGUAUAGGUGAGAAGUGGUUAAAAAAAGUUUUCCAAGGUAUGUUUUUUAGACUGAUGCAGACCUACAUCAUUGGAAGAUAGGAAAAUUAUAUAAUGCUUUCUUUGAUUGUUGUACAGUCUGCUGAUUGAUGAUGCUUACAUGAUAAUUUAUGUAGCCUAUAAAAUAAUCUCUCACUUCUCUGCAUUUUGCUGUUCUCAGAUUUCCGUUAAUGACAUAAACAAUGACAAACCUAUUUAUUAAUAGCAAAAACACAAUAUGUCACUGCAAAUGACAUUGCAAAGACAGUUUUUAUGUGUUUUUGGGUAUUAGCGUUGUUGUGUCACAGAUCAAUCUUCAGUCAAAUAGUCGUUAAGUAAAUGUACAGCAGAAGGGAAAAAUCCUCCAUCCAGGCGCUGUUUCUACCGAGUUUCCGAAAUCCCGACUAUCCCUGAACUAACCACAAUGACGUAGUGCACUCUAGGCAGAGCUUGGCGUGUGACGUGCCUGUCAUGGGCGGGGCUUGACCGUCCAGCCAGUCAAGCCCCGCCUCCCGCCGCACACGUUAGUAUUGCAGCCGUUAGUACUUGCCUUCUGAGUGUGUUUGUAACCUUCAUUCCCUGAAUUUUGACUCUCAGGAAGAAAUAGGCUCAAACGAUUGAGUUUCAGCAAUUUCAGGAAAUAAUUUAGCCUUCGCUAAAAAAAAUUUUUAACUAUAUAUUCAUGAUCUGUUUUUAAAUAUUUACAAAUUCACUUGAAACUAUGAGCUUGGGGCUGUGUACCUCGGACAGGCUGGGGAAGUGGUUGUGGUGUUUUUAAUGGAUUUAUUAACAAUAACAGAACUAUAUAAUCCAAUUAUUUAUUUAGUAAUUGUGUUUUCCCAUAAGCACUGGAAUGCACCACACGGAAAGUUGAAGAUGAUGUAAAACCACAUUGUAAAAUUAACAACAACUGAAUGUUUUCUGCAGUGAUGGAGGAAGUCUACCGGUCUGUUGCUUAUAUGCUAAGUAAAAGUUGCAGCACUGCAAUAUGAAAAUACACCAUUACAUAAAAGAAAAAAACUGAGUGUUUUACCAUUAUACAUUGUCUUAUUGGAAUGUGUUAUUACUGAUUUAUUAGCAGUAAAGUUUUACUGUUAUACUAAGUUGAGGGGGUGGAGUCAAUUUAAAAUAUUUUACAUGUAGCGUUGCAUCAUUUGUUUUCAACCCUGCUUCAUGCUCCUCUGAUGUUUAUCUGUAUAAUUUGCUAUCUUUGUUUUAUAUAGCUAUCUAUGUGUUAUAUGAAUGCCUCCAUUGUAUUAUUGAGUAUAUGCUUUUCUCCAAAAUGGGGUAGGCCUAUGUUUUAAAAUACUGUACAUAUUUUGUAUCAUUUUCAACAUUAUAACUUGGAUGCAUUUACAUUUGUUUGAAUGUUUAUUAAUGUACAUGUUCAAUUAUUAUUAUUAUAGUCGUAUGUGUAUCAUGUUUUAUAUGUAAAAUGAAAUCGUUUAAUUAAGUACCAGGCAUACCUAAAGCUGUCAGAUAAAUAUGGUGGAAUAAAAGGUACAAUACCCAAUAUAUUAUUGAGUAUAUGCUUUUCUCCACAAUGGGGUAGGCCUAUGUUUUAAAAUACUGUACAUAUUUUGUAUCAUUUUCAACAUUAUAACUUGGAUGCAUUUACAUUUGUUUGAAUGUUUAUUAAUGUACAUGUUCAGUUAUUAUUAUUAUAGUCGUAUGUGUAUCAUGUUUUAUAUGUAAAAUGAAAUCGUUUAAUUAAGUACCAGGCAUACCUAAAGCUGUCAGAUAAAUAUGGUGGAAUAAAAGGUAUAAUAUCC
This is a messenger RNA of Centropristis striata (black sea bass), 3641 nucleotides long. RefSeq lists its product as uncharacterized. The coding region runs from base 45 to 1355 and encodes 436 amino acids. NCBI's taxonomy places the organism in Eukaryota, Metazoa, Chordata, Actinopteri, Perciformes, Serranidae. The transcript has 3 exons. The record is from RefSeq and is a predicted model, not a curated record.